This is a messenger RNA of Pedinophyceae sp. YPF-701, 1566 nucleotides long. The record is from the annotation of a GenBank genome assembly. NCBI's taxonomy places the organism in Eukaryota, Viridiplantae, Chlorophyta, Pedinophyceae.
AUGACGUCGAGGGCGUCGCUGGACUGCGGCGGAGACGGCGCGCGCCCCGAACCUGAGCGCGCGGACCUCCCCCUGCCAGCAGAGGUGCUCUCGGGCCACGUGCUGCCCUUGCUGUCGUUCGCGGACGCGUGCCGGCUCGCGUGCGUCAGAAACUCACUCCAUGAGAGGACGGCGGAGCAUCUGAGGGAGCGCAGGCCCCUCCAGCCGGCGGUCGCGGUGUCUUUGGGUGGCUCCCAGCAGCUCUGCGUGCUGCCGUCGACGCUCGACCCGCCGGGAGUCGACGCCGAGCACGGCCGCAGUGACGGGAGUGAGGGCAGCAGCAGCAGCCCCUGCAUCAAGGUCGUCCCGUACCAGCACGCGAGCCGCGUCCACGUCUUGCAAGACGCGAGAGAGUCCAAAUUCUGGCUCAAGAACGCCGAAAUCACGGGUCUGGUGUACAGCGCCGAGGACGACGAGCUCGUGUACACCGCGACGGGGCACCCUCACUACCUCGGCUCCCCGGUCAUCACCACGAUGCGCCGCUGCGAGCGCACCCCGGACCAGCCCGAGCCCCUGAGCCAGUCCACAGUCAUCAACCUCUCAGCGCGCACAUGGAUCGCGAGCAUGCCCACGGAGGACCCCGUGGCGCAGCGGCCGCACGACGUGCACAUGUCGGGCUCCACCGCCAUCGUGUGCGACCGCGCCAGCCGCUGUGUCGAGGCCGUCGACGUAGGGGCGGCGAAGGGCCGCUUCAGCCACGCGUGGCACGCGGGCUUCCUCAAGGCCGGCAAGCGCACCGCCAGCUUCACGCACAAGCUCCCGCACGCCGCCACCUCGAAGUGGGGCGCGGUGCGGCGACGCUGUCUCUGGCCGAGCGAGAGCUCGUCCGACCGCUCGACGCUCGAGCCCGUCGCGUCCUGCGUGGGCCCCGACGGCGCGCUGUUCGUGGCCAUGAGCGGCAGACACCUCGCGGCGGAGGCCCCCCCGAACGGCGGCGCGGAGGGGACUCCCGCCUGGGACGGCACGUGGACGACCUGCGUCAAGCGGUUCCCGCUCGAGGCGGCCCUGGACGACACGGACGCGCCCGGGAACGCGCGCCCGACGCCGUGCUCCGACUUCUGCGUCCUUGCGGACCUCGAGGCAGCGGGGGUGUGUUUCAACGGCUCCGGGGACCUCGUGAUUGCCGGCGUCGCGGGCGCCGGGGCGGAUCGGCACGGGCGCAUCGUGCGCGUCAAGGGGCCGCUCGCUGGGGACGAGGCAGGGGAGGAGGGCGGCCCGCUGCCGGGCUGGGGGCGGGAGGAGGGGGGUCGUUACGGCCUCCCUGUCAGCAUCGUCUGUGUGCCGCCGCGGGUGACCGCGGCCGCGCGCGACGGGUCGUACGUCCUGUCCACGAGCAGCGCGGCCCGUGCGCUCGCGGACGAACCGGGGGGCUACGUGGUGCGGAUCGACGCCUCCGGGCGCGUCGAGUCGGCGGUGGGGUUCUCUCGACCCCCCUCGGCGGAGGGGGGGAGUCGGCUGGACCAGCCGGGCAGGCUGUGCCUGCUGCCGCCGUACGCCCUGAUGCCCGCGCAGCAGCAGGACGGAUGA